AUACACAGCGAACAUAUUUGAAUCGUGCAUGGAUCAAUGUCGACCAUCGUGCGAGGACAUCACUUACGACAGCCGUGUCACGGGUAUACGGCCUAUUCCGAAAUCCAAUGGAUCUAAGGAAACCGCAUACGAGCUCACUGUAAGAUUUGCCACAGACAGCUUAGAGCUUGUGACGGAGCAACCCAGGCUUAAUAUAAUUGAAGUCUUCGGCUACGUUGGCGGCUACCUAGGAAUAUGGCUUGGGUUUUCUUUACUUCAAGCUCUGGAGUACUACCACAAUUUAAUCAGGCGCAAAUGCGCCAACCUUCCCUGGCUUUCACGCAACGUACAACGGAAGAGAGCAGAUACACCGAGACGUUCUACCGUAGAAGGCAGAAUGACGGGCAUUUUUUCGAUUUCAAGAGCAGAGCUGAAGUGACUUUUUUGUUAACGAUUUUAAGCUGCUCUCGUCCACAAAACAAAUAGAGUGCACCUACAGCCUCGUGGUAGAAUAUCUGCUUCCUAUACGAGAGCCUCUGAGUAAUAAAUCCAUGGCGAUCAAACCACCUGUCACUGAUUUUUCCAAA
Messenger RNA from Dermacentor silvarum, 566 nucleotides. RefSeq lists its product as uncharacterized. Gene Ontology annotation, biological process: sodium ion transport. The record is from RefSeq and is a predicted model, not a curated record. Gene Ontology annotation, cellular component: membrane. The transcript has 7 exons. Gene Ontology annotation, molecular function: sodium channel activity. Bases 29 to 418 code for a protein of 129 amino acids. NCBI's taxonomy places the organism in Eukaryota, Metazoa, Arthropoda, Arachnida, Ixodida, Ixodidae.